GAAGUUUGCAGAGCGCAGUUGUUCCCCAUCCAGUCCGGCGCAGUGUUUGCAAACACCUUGAACGCAAGCGAGCGAGUGAGCGAGAGAGGAGAAGAAGAAGAAGGGGGGGACUGACAGACGGACGUUCGGCUGCUACUGCUGCUGAAAACAAGCGCUUCUACUCCGCUUGCAUCGCAGGGGACCCCGCUCUUAUUCCUUCCGCUGGGUGUUUAUUUUUUUUAUUUUUUACCUGACAAGCAUAUUUAACUUGCAGCUAAAUAGGCUUCUUAUUUUUUUAAACAAGCUCUGGAAAAAAAAAGAAAAAGGAAAAAUGGAUGUUCUACCCAUGUGCGGCAUCUUUCAAGAACUUCAAAUAGUUCACGACACGGGCUAUUUCUCAGCCUUACCGUCACUGGAGGAGUACUGGCAGCAGACAUGCUUGGAGUUGGAGCGCUACCUCCAGAGCGAGCCUUACGUCUCCACAGCCGACCUCAAGUUCGACAGCCAGGAGGACCUCUGGAGUAAGUUGAUCUUGGCCUGCGGGGACAAGGCCAAGGCCGAUUCCGACCCCAAGCUGCCCGCGGCCCACGAGGAGGACAAUCAGGACAGCCAAAUCUUGGACACCAACAGUGUGAAUUCUGAUGCCAGCAGCGAAGCUUCAGACAGUUCUGAGGAGCUCUCGCCCAUACACUGCUUUACCUCCAACCCUCUGGGCUCCGUCUUGGUUGGCUCUGGACCUUUUAGCCCCUCCAUCAUAAGCACUCCCCCGUCCUCUCCGGAGGCCAAUUUGGAGGCCGGCGGCGUGACUAACGGCUGGGUCGCCACACACGGCGAGUUGCACUUGCCGGUCAAAAUCAGGAGCGGCGGGGUGGCAAAGAGCACGGAAAAGACGGGACUCAUCUGCGGGGACGCGUCUCCGGACGGCAGGAGGCGAGUACACAGGUGUAACUUCAACGGCUGUCGCAAGGUUUACACGAAGAGCUCCCACCUAAAAGCACACCAGCGCACUCAUACAGGUGAAAAGCCUUACAGGUGUUCAUGGGAGGGCUGCGAGUGGCGUUUUGCACGAAGCGACGAGUUGACCAGACACUUCAGGAAGCACACUGGGGCAAAGCCAUUUAAAUGCAGUCACUGUGACAGAUGUUUCUCCAGGUCUGACCAUCUGGCUCUUCACAUGAAGAGGCACGUCUAGGGAAGGGCAAGCUUCAACCGAGCAACGCAGAGAAGAGGAAAGUUUGAAAAGAGAAAUAAAAAAAAUUAAAUUUAAAAAAAAGCAAAUGCCGUCUCCCGACCAGUCUCUUGGUUGAACUGUCCCAGAGCAGAGUGGCGGGAGUGUGUUCCAGCCAAAGCAUGCCGUUUUGCACCAUACUGAAACCCAGUGCCUCCGGGACCUCUCUUUGGAGAAAGGCGCUCUGAAGGUUGUCUGUUGCAACAAAAAGGAAAAUGGAUGGGGAAGACUUUUUUGUUUGUUUUUGUUUAUCUGAUUGAGAUGGACUUACAACACACACACACAAAAAAGACAGCAAAAAAAAAGAAAAAAAAAUGAUAAAGGACACACAAACAAAAAGGCUGAAUGAUUUGUAUGUAUGGUGCAUGAUGUUUUUUGGGGGGUGAACAUCUCCCGGACAGCAGAUACACUGGUACUUUUACAAAAACUGUCUGAGGUAAGCAUGUGUGCACUGUGAAUGUCUGAGAUUGGCUGACUGGCCCCCUGGGAAGAGAAGAGAAGAGAAGAAGAGAUCUUUUUUUUCUUUUUGGGAGAAGAGAUGGAUUGAUGGAUGGUUUCGGGGCUGGUACCAAUGUUGCUGUGGACUGAAUGGGUUUCUGGAGGGGGGGGGGAAACGUUCCGUUUGUGUUUCCCCGGUGGCAGUAUGAGGAUGGGGCAGGAUGGAAGUUCCUGCCUGUCUGUCUGGCACCCAGACUGUGGUGGUGGGGGGUGGAGGGGCUUCUCCGAAGCUUUUGAGGCCUUGGGUUUGAUUUAAGGUGGACGUGCCCCCAUUCUGGUCAGUGUCCCAGGGACCAAGACCCCCCUCCCCUCUUGGUCACUGUAUGACAGGAGCUUUUUUUGGUGUUUUUGGUGCAGCUACUAAAUGUGCAAUGUGUUAUGUAGCCUGGUUUAUUAUUUUUUUACAAGCUACAAAGCUGAUUUGUAGUCCAAUUGUAUAAGCUGUGUGCUUAGAGGUAUAACACAACUAUACUAUAACUUCAGUAUCAUAGACAGGUGUUGCAUGGUUCUAGGGUUUGUUCAUUUCAUGUUUCCACUGUAAUCAGGACUGCAAAUAGUUUCAAUAAAAGUGCAGCUAAAGUGCGGACGGUUAAAUGUUACGAUAUUGUACAUAAAGCCUUGACGAUUUCCUCUUUUUAUUUUUUACUACUUCAUCCGUUUCAUUCUGGCUGGAGAUUUCACCACUGCUUACUCAUUUUCUCAUUCAUCCUAUGCCUUGAGGAGUAAUUUUGAUUUUUUGUACUUUCUUUUCUAUCUAAUAAUGCACUGUUGACCUUAAUGGUGCCUUAUGCAAGUGACUCGGCCCGGCGGUAGCCGUGGUUUUUUUGCUCCCCGGGGGGGGGAAGUCACAUUUGUUGUAUGGGUGAUUUGACAAGCUUGAUCAAGGCUCGAUUACACAUUAACUCGCACAUCUUUUGUGUUCAAUGACUGUUGUCCGCGUCUAUUCCGACGUUUUUAAAUUGUGUGGUUGAAAUGUGAAACGUUCAGAAAAGCACCUUCUCUCAGUCGUCUUUGAGUCAGAGCACCAGAUUAGUUAAUAGGCUAUCCCAUUUAAUUAAAUCCGAACAUGUAAAUAAGACAAAUGCUGUAUGUUUAGAGCACUUAAAAUUCAUUUAUUAAAGAUGUUAACUACUGUGUAGUAUGUACUCGAGUCCAUCUCACACACACACACACACACACACACAACUCUAAAGGUACAAAACAAGCGGACUAGGUGAAUAAAAAUGGGGUUUUUAUGUGCAGUUCAUUCAGUGCUGCAACUUUUUCGUCGUAUCCCUCCCCACCAUCACCAACGCCACCGUCUCCUCCAUGUCGUCUCCCAACCCCCCCGUCCCGUCCCUUUCUGUCCCUCCAUCCCUGCAAGUGGGACUGAAGAAAAA
Molecule: messenger RNA, 3084 nt
Organism: Perca flavescens (yellow perch)
Lineage: Eukaryota; Metazoa; Chordata; Actinopteri; Perciformes; Percidae
Gene: klf6a
Product: Kruppel like factor 6a
Exons: 4
Coding region: 311-1171 (286 amino acids)
Biological process (GO): regulation of transcription by RNA polymerase II
Molecular function (GO): DNA-binding transcription factor activity, RNA polymerase II-specific; RNA polymerase II cis-regulatory region sequence-specific DNA binding
Source: RefSeq, a predicted model, not a curated record